GGCGUCGUCUGUCGGCAUCAAGCCGCGUCCAGCAUGAGCUUUUCUUUCGUUUCCUGAGCCAUUGGGCAAUCAAUCGAGUCCUGUUGACGCGUUUUCUGCCUUGCUCUGCGGCAUUGAAUCGAAUUGCGCAGGCAUCGUCAUCGAGACAAGCACCGUUCCUUGUCUGGCACCGCCUAUAAUAGAGCACCACCAGCAACAUUCUGCCUCCUCUGUCUUUGCAACCUCUCCUCCUCCUUCUCCUCCUCCUCCUUACUCCUUACUCCUUACUCCUCCUCCCAUUCACCCCCUCUCCGUAAUCAUCAUUCAUUGACAUCCUCACAAUCGUCAUCAUGGCCCGUCGAAAGGCUGCCGCCGCCGCACCUGCUGCACCCGCAACGCCGCCGCUGGAAGGCCGUGUCCUCGCCAUCAGCGGCAAGUUUGACAACUCCAAGCACACCCACGCUUCUUUGGAGCAGCUCGUCAAGUCCUUGGGCGGCAGCGUCACCAAGAGCGUCACCAAGACCACCACCCACGUGGUCUGCACCGAAGAUGACUACAACAACAACACGGCAAAGGUGGCUGCUGGCAAAGCCAAGGACCUGCCCCUGGUCAGCCCGGAGUGGAUCUUCGAGUCCGAGAAACAGAACAAGACUAUCGACCCACAGGAGCAUGUCUGGGGCAGCGAUAGCGCUGAUCCUAGCGAUUCACAGGCCAAUGGCAAGAAGCGGCCCCUGAUGGUCUCCAAGAGCGAUGACGAUGAAGAGCCCCAAGCCAAAAAGACCAAGACGGCCAAAGGGGCCAAGGGCUCUAAAGCCGCCAAUGGCAAGGCAAAAGCUGACUCCGACCCCGAAUCUGAGGCCCAGCCCGAGACAAAAGAGGAGAGCCAGGUGGCUGAAGGCCAGUUCAUCAAGAAGAAGAAUGUGGCUAUUCCCGUAGAUGAGCACUGCCCGCUCAGCUCCUCCUACCAGGUGCAUAUCGAUCCAGAUAGCGGGUUGAUCUAUGAUGCUUCCCUCAACCAAACGAAUGCGUCACACAACAACAACAAGUUUUACCGUAUUCAGGUCCUUGUUGAGCCCAAGUCAAAGUCGUACAAGACAUGGACUCGGUGGGGCCGCGUUGGUGAAACUGGUCAAAGUGCCCUUCUUGGUAACGGCACCGUCGCAGACGCACUCAAAAACUUUGAAAAGAAGUUCAAGGACAAGUCUGGCUUGGCGUGGGACAACAGAGGUGAUAACCCAAAGCCCGGAAAGUACGCUUUUGUCGAGCGUAGCUACAACCCAGAUUCGGAUGACGAAGAUGAUGCCGACGACGAUGCCGAUGGCAAGGGCGUCAAGAAAGAGGAGGGAGACGAGAUCAAGAUUGCCGACUGCACCCUGCAGCCCGAGGUCAAAUCGCUCAUGGAGCUCAUCUUCAACCAGCAGUAUUUCCAGGCCACUAUGACUGCCCUGAACUACGACGCGAACAAGCUGCCCCUGGGAAAACUCAGCAAAACAACCAUCACCCGCGGAUUCCAGCAGCUGAAAGACCUCGCAGCCCUGAUUGAUGAUUCAACUAUCGCCCGGGACAAGUAUGGUAUGACUAUGGCCGAUGCCACGGAAAUGUUAUCCAACAUGUACUAUUCCAUCAUUCCGCACGCGUUUGGUCGCAAUCGACCCCCAAUCAUCCGAGACAAUGCUUUGCUCAAGAAGGAGAUAGAGUUGCUGGAGAGCUUGUCUGACAUGAAGGAUGCGGCCGAAAUCAUGAAGGUUGACCGCAAAGCGACAGACAACGUUCACCCUCUCGACAAACAGUUCCAGAGCUUGGGUCUCAAUGAAAUGACCCCGCUGGAUCCCACCAGCACCGAAUUCCAGUAUCUGUCAGGCUAUCUCAACGGUACCAAGGGCGACACCCAUAACCACAGCUACAAAGUCCAGGAUAUCUUCCGCAUCGAGCGACAGGGCGAAGACAUUCGUUUCAACGAGUACGCAGAGAACAGUAAGAUUGGUGCAAACCGCCGUCUCCUAUGGCACGGCUCGCGCGCCACAAACUUUGGUGGUAUUCUCAGCCAAGGUCUGCGAAUCGCGCCACCGGAGGCGCCCGUCUCUGGUUACAUGUUUGGCAAGGGUAUCUACUUGGCCGACAUGGCAUCCAAGUCUGCCAACUACUGCUGCUCGUACAUCUCUGGCGGCCAGGCCCUCUUGCUUCUUUGCGAAGCCAAGCUGGGUGACCCCAUGCAGCAAUUGACCAACUCCCGCUACGAUGCUGGCAACACUGCCAAGAAGGGCGGCAUGGAAAGUACCUGGGGUAUGGGUAUGACGGCACCGCCCAAGUGGAUGGAUGCUGGCGUUGUGCAUGAAAGCCUCAAGGGUAUUCAAAUGCCCGACAUCACUGAGAAACCGUGCGAUACCAACGUCGAUGGCGCAUACCUCCAGUACAAUGAGUUUAUCUGCUACGACGUUGCGCAGGUCAAGCUGCGCUACCUCCUCCGCGUCCAGAUGUAAUGAGAGGGGCAAAUUAGGGUGUAGUAAUCUCGGACUUGAAUCUUGCUUUGUUUUCUCUGUGGGUAUGUGAUGGAUGGAUUAUGGGCCUGGGCAUUAUGAGAAAGGAGUAUCUUUAGCCGGUUUUAUGGGCCAUUGCCUUGGGAGUUAUGGAAGACAAUAUUCGUGUAAGAUAGCUGGCUAAAGCGUUCAAGUAUGACGUUAUGACUAGAUGAUAAAUUG
Trichoderma asperellum CBS 433.97 is the source of this 2678-nucleotide messenger RNA. RefSeq lists its product as uncharacterized. Gene Ontology annotation, cellular component: nucleolus. Gene Ontology annotation, biological process: double-strand break repair; protein poly-ADP-ribosylation. The record is from RefSeq and is a predicted model, not a curated record. Lineage: Eukaryota; Fungi; Ascomycota; Sordariomycetes; Hypocreales; Hypocreaceae. Gene Ontology annotation, molecular function: NAD+-protein mono-ADP-ribosyltransferase activity; NAD+ poly-ADP-ribosyltransferase activity.